GCGAGAGAGAGAGAGAUUGAUUCCUUGCUCAUAGCAGUAAGGUUAAAAGUAGGAAACAACGCUUUCUCAUUUCCUCAUUCCACUAUAUAUAAAUAUUUACAUAACUCGCCUCCCUUUGCAAUAGUUGCUCGUGGAGAGUAUUGGUAUCAUCAUCAGCCCCCACCAACCCACCCACCCACUCGACGGAGUCUCCAACGCCUUCUCUCAGAUCUCCCACGAUGCAGAGCUCCGCCGUCUUCUCCCUCUCUCCCUCGCUUCCUCUCCUGAAACCACGCCGUCUCUCCCUUCGCCAUCCCGUCACCGCCUCCUCCUCCUCGAACCUCAACGUCUCUCCUCCGAAUGUCGUCUCUGUUCCUCCUCUACCUCGUCGAUCUUGGCGUCUGGCCUCUUCCGACUCGCCGCUUCGCGCCUGGUCCGGUCUCCCUUCCGUCUCCUCCCCUUCCCUCGACACUAACCGCUUCAAAACUGCAGCUACGGCAGUUCCGGAGAACGCUGAGGAAGGAGAAGGAAGUGGAAAGAUGACUAAGGUUCUGGAGCUCGGCUUGCUGUUUGCGAUGUGGUACCUUUUCAAUAUCUACUUCAACAUCUACAACAAGCAGGUUUUGAAAGCUCUUCACGCCCCAAUGACUGUCACUUUAGUUCAGUUUGCCGUCGGUAGUGUCCUCAUUACCUUCAUGUGGGCUCUUAACCUUUACAAGAGGCCCAAGAUCUCUGCUGCUCAGCUUGCGGCCAUCUUGCCACUUGCAGUUGUGCACACUCUUGGUAAUCUCUUUACUAACAUGAGCCUCGGGAAAGUCUCUGUUUCCUUUACUCACACCAUUAAAGCCAUGGAGCCUUUCUUCUCCGUUGUCUUGUCUGCUAUGUUUCUCGGCGAGGUGCCUACUCCAUGGGUCAUCGGUUCCAUUAUUCCAAUCGUUGGUGGAGUUGCACUUGCUUCAGUGACAGAGGUCUCAUUCAACUGGGCUGGCUUUUUGAGUGCAAUGGCUUCAAACUUGACUAACCAAUCCCGUAACGUGCUUAGCAAAAAAGUCAUGGUCAAGAAAGAUGAUUCUUUGGACAACAUCACCCUCUUCUCUAUAAUAACGUUGAUGUCUCUCUUUCUGAUGGCCCCUGUGACUUUCUUCUCCGAAGGAAUCAAGUUCACUCCGUCAUACAUCCAAUCAGCUGGUGUGAAUGUUCAACAAAUCUACACCAAGUCUCUUAUUGCUGCACUCUGCUUCCACGCAUACCAGCAGGUGUCGUACAUGAUAUUGGCGAGAGUAUCACCCGUAACACAUUCUGUAGGAAACUGUGUGAAGCGUGUGGUGGUCAUCGUGAGCUCUGUCAUCUUCUUCAAGACACCGGUCUCGCCUGUUAAUGCUUUUGGAACCGGAAUCGCCCUUGCGGGAGUUUUCUUAUACUCCAGAGUGAAGCGUAUCAAGCCAAAGCCUAAGACUGCUUAAGCAAAACUAUCUGCUACUGCUUUUAUAUAUGAAGAUUGGAGAGAAUAAGAUAUUUUACGGUUCAAGAAUGGUUAUGCAGCACAUGAAGCUCAACGGACAACGUUUUGGAGCCAUAAAUAUCCAAGAAACUAAUCAUAUAUAUAUGAAGACUAUUAAGCUUUGAUUUGAGUUAUGUACUGCAUGAGAAUCCUAAAGUUUUUAUAAGUAAUGUUCACGUUCUCAGUUAAUGAAGAUUAAAGAUGUCAAAUGGUUGGGCUGACCA
Brassica napus (rape) is the source of this 1704-nucleotide messenger RNA. RefSeq names its product triose phosphate/phosphate translocator, non-green plastid, chloroplastic-like. NCBI's taxonomy places the organism in Eukaryota, Viridiplantae, Streptophyta, Magnoliopsida, Brassicales, Brassicaceae. Bases 219 to 1442 code for a protein of 407 amino acids. The transcript is spliced from 10 exons. The record is from RefSeq and is a predicted model, not a curated record. Gene Ontology annotation, cellular component: Golgi apparatus; membrane. Gene Ontology annotation, molecular function: antiporter activity. Gene Ontology annotation, biological process: transmembrane transport.